AUUUGUUCCGCGGUUGAGAACACCUCGAAGACGUCACACAGGAGGAAGAACAAAACAAGAUGGCGUCUGGCGGAUAAUACGUUGUUUUGGUUCUUAUGGUUUCUUGGUCUUAAUUACAACGUACAUGUGCACACGUGUGUCGUUUAACAGAGUAAACGUCCUUAUUAAUUGUUUGUAUGCGGAUGCUUAAGUCUUUUAGCUGCUAACAAACAGAGGCGGAAGUGAUCGACACAUCAAAGCAGAGAUCCAAUAACAUCUUCACCCUGAGCAACAGAAGUGGAGCUUCAGGAUGCGGUUUGAGGAGCCACAGCCCUCCCACAUUAAGAAGAUAGCGGAAUACCCAUUGAUCCCCCAUUUUAAAAAGGAAGAGGAGGAUCCACAGACUACCCAUUUUAAAGAGAAAGAGGAGGACCCACUGACAGCCCAUUUUAAAGAGGAAGCGGUGGAGCCACUGAGCUCUCACAUUAAGGAGGAAGAGGUGGAUCCACUGACACCCUUUUUUAAAGAGGAAGAGGAGGACCCACUGACACCGCAUUUUAGGGAAGUAGCGAUAGAACCACUGAGCUCUCACACUAAGGAGGAAGAGGUGGACCCACUGAUUCCUCAUUUAAAAGAGGAAGAGGAGGACCCACCGACACCCCAAUUCAAAGAGGAAGUGGUGGAUCCACUGAGCCCUCACCUUAAGGAGGAAGAGGUGGAUCCACUGACCCCUCACAUUACGGAUGAAGAGGAGGACCCACUCACCCCUGUCAUUAAAGAGGAAGAAGAGGAACACAGCAUCAGUCAGCAGGGAGAGCAUCUUGAAGGACUGGAGGAGGUUGAUGUCACCAAGAUGCCAGUGACUGGUGUCCCUGUGAAAAGUGAAGAUGAUGAGGUCAAAGGUGAAAAUGAGGAGAAGAAAGAGGCAGAGCCUCCAAGCAGCAGCUCAACACAACACAUGAAAACAGAAGCUGAUGGAGACCACUGUGGAGGAUCACAAGCAGACAAGCUCUUAGCUCCACUAUCAGAUAGUGAGGACACAACGUCACACUCUCCUGACACUGAUGAUGAAGACUCUAAAGAUGAUAAGACAUGUCACACUGACAACACUCACUUCACAUGUUCUCACUGUGACAAAACUUUUAAAUAUCCUAGUGAUUUUAAAGUACACAUGAGAAUACACACUGGAGAAAAACCCUUUUCGUGCUCAGAAUGUGGUAGAGAUUUUAGACGCAAACAAAUGAUGAAAGAACACAUGAAAACUCACACUGGAGAAAAACCUUUUUCAUGUUCAAUCUGCGGUAAAGAUUUUACUCAAAGACAACAUUUGAAAGUACACAUGAGAACACACACUGGAGAAAAACCUUUUCCAUGUUCAAUCUGUGGUAAAGAUUUUACUCAAAGCUCAAAUUUGAAAGUACACAUGAGAACACAUACUGGAGGAAAACCUUUUACAUGUUCAAUCUGCAGUAAAGAUUUUACUGGAAAGGAAUAUUUCAAAGCACACACGAGAAUACACACUGGAGAAAAACCUUUUUCCUGCUCAGAAUGUGGCAAAAGUUUUGCAAUAAAUCAAAGGUUAAAAGUACACAUGAGAAUACACACUGGAGAAAAACCUUUUUCCUGCUCAGAAUGUGGUAAAAGUUUUGCAAUAAAUCAAAGUUUAAAAAUACACAUGAGAACACACACUGGAAAAAAAGCUUUUUCAUGUUCAAUCUGUGGUAAAGAUUUUACUCAGAGGCCACAUUUGAAAGUACACAUGAGAACACACACUGGAGAAAAACCUUUUUUUUUUUUUCAAUCUGUGGUAAAGAUUUUACUCAUUGGCCCCCUUUCAAAUCACACAUGAGAACGCACUCUGGUGAAAAACCAUACUCCUGUUCAAGCUGCAACAAAAGCUUAGGUCACCUAAGAUCUAUUAAAGUGCACGUGAGAACACACACAGGAGAAAAAUUGUUGAGUUGCAGUGUGUGUGGUGAAAGAUUCUCUU
Molecule: messenger RNA, 1969 nt
Organism: Nerophis ophidion (straightnose pipefish)
Lineage: Eukaryota; Metazoa; Chordata; Actinopteri; Syngnathiformes; Syngnathidae
Product: zinc finger protein 391-like
Exons: 2
Coding region: 290-1828 (512 amino acids)
Biological process (GO): regulation of transcription by RNA polymerase II
Molecular function (GO): RNA polymerase II cis-regulatory region sequence-specific DNA binding; DNA-binding transcription factor activity
Source: RefSeq, a predicted model, not a curated record